CGCCCCCUGAUGGUCGGCAGAGAGAAUGCAGGUUUUGAGACACUUCCGCAUUGGCUUCACUCGGCAGAACCGAAGAUUGCCACCUGUGUAAAAUCGGCAAACCCCUAUUUUAACAAGUGAGUUAGAGAUAUAGAGCAUCGUAUCUCGAGUGGGAGGUGGUCCACUUUUGAAUACAGAGCUCUUUGUGUACCAACAUUACCACUGUGAUCAUAGAAGUGAUCUUUUAAAAAAAUAUUUUAUCUUAACCACCUGGGAGCUCUGCUGCUGUGUGAAAUGCCUGAUAAAAUGUUACAAAUCCACAGAAAAAAACCCCACAGCUGCUGUGGGGGAGGCGAGGAGAAAACGAGUCCCACCUCUUCACUCUCAACUAGCGGAUGUGUUUUACUUUUCUUCUCUGUCGUACUUUCUCACUUCCCUCCUCUGCUAACUACCAAACUCGGCAUCAGGCAGGUGCCAAAAUAUUUCAUCUCUGUUUUAAGUAAUGCAGACUUUCGAAAUGGCGUUUGAGGAAAUCUAGUUCAGGAGAUAAUUAUUUAUAAAGAACUGUUUCUGGAGUUUAAAGACUUUUUGUUUUUUUGCGUUUUCUGUUGGGCCUUGAAGGCGGCAGCCGGCAUCCGCCCGUUUAAGAUCGAGAAGACUGACAAGAAAGUAGAUUUCCCUCCUCAUCUCUGAGAGGUCCGAUGUGUUUGGACAGAAUGACAGCCGGAGGACAGACGCCAGACCGCGCUGCAGAGACCCGGAACCAGCUAGACGAGACGAGGGGGCCUAGAGACCGAAGACGUCACGUGAGGCGUGCGUGAAGCUCACCGUUGGACGUCCGCUAACUGUACAUACCUAGUCCAUACCAGAGACAUUUAAGGACUCUGCACAGAGAGAUCUUGUAGGUCAGGUCACCGCUGGAAUCUCCAGGAAUGGAGUUAUCGUACUACCUGCCGUGAAAACGACUACCUGAACACGGGAGCACAGCACACACAGAGUGAUCGGUCGUUGUUGACUACCCGAUGAACCCUGUGCCUCUGAAGCUCCAGAGAGACGACCCCUGAGACCUCUUCAACGGGACCACAGCCACCUAGAGGCCAGAGACUAUCGGAGGCGGCCAUGAACGACGUGGAGGAGAUGUCUGUGAAGUGCGUCCUGGUUGGGGACAGUGCCGUGGGCAAGACGGCGCUGCUGGUCCGCUUCACCUCAGAGACCUUCCCAGAAACCUACAAGCCUACGGUGUUCGAGAACACGGGGGUGGAGGUGUAUAUGGAUGGAGUUCAGAUCAGCCUGGGGCUGUGGGAUACGGCGGGCAACGACAACUUCCGACAAAUCCGCCCGAGGUCCUACCAGCAGGCCGACGUCGUCCUCGUCUGCUACUCCGUGGCCAACCCCAACUCGCUGGCGAGCGUCCAGCACAAGUGGAUCGCAGAGGUCCGGGAGAACCUGCCCAAGGUGCCGGUGCUGGUCGUGGCCACGCAGACGGACCUGCGGGAGACGGGGGCGCACCGGGGCAGCUGCAUCUCGGCGGCGGAGGGGAGACGCCUGGCUCAUGAGGUCCGCGCCAAAGGCUACCUGGAGUGCUCGUCCUUGGGCAACCGCGGCGUGCAACAGGUGUUUGAGUAUGCAGUGCGGACGGCCUUGAACCAGGCCAGGAAACGGGCCAGGCGACGGAUGUUCGGCAUCAACCAGUGCAAGGUCUUUUGACCUUUGACCUUGACUUGGCGGGCACCUGAGAUGACUUUUGACAUAAUGCGUCUUAGUGUACUGUUCACACUCAGCGGGGGCCCAAAGCUGUAUUCCUCUUACAUACGUGUGGUUCUUCUUCUCCAACUAAGAGACUCCCUGAAACUCACACCAUAUUUAAAAAGGAGAACUUCUAGUUCUACUUUGGUGUGAUCCAGAAAGAGACGUAGAAAAGAACUUUGAUUCUUCUGAUCCGUCUAUGAAGUGAACCCCCCAGCACGUCUCAUGGUUGGAUUUCAAACGGGGCAUCAGAGAUGUUUCGUCGUUCAGAAAUACUCCAUUAAGAACUUUUGUUGUGAAGAAUAAAGCACUUAAAGCUUUAAUAUUGAAGGUGCACGUCAUUUCUUAAAAUCCUUAUAUCUCAUUUUGCGGUUGGAUCAGUAAAUAAACUUUAGAAUCGCAGCAUAAAAUUAAUAAGUGUACUUUUACUACCACAGAUAAAAUGACACAACUGGGUUUUGAAGUUGAAUAAACUUUUUACAGAUUUGUCAAAAUCAAACAGUUUAUUCUUAUGCUAUGAGUAUGAAGUCAGUAAAUAAUGGUGAGUGCAUGUUGUCAGUAAUUAUUUAAACUCUUCAGCAUAAGCCGAUUGGGUCCAUAUGUGGUGCAUAGAGCUCUACAUAUAAUAUAUUCUCUAUUAUUGCUCCAGAAAGGAUAAUAUUUCAUAAGACCAGACCAGGAAAUAAACCGCCAUAGGGAAAGCGCUUUAUACGUUUCUCUAGAUUAUAAAUGCAUUAUAUAUAUAUAUAUAUGUCAAAUCUAUUUAGAAGAUACAUAUUUGUAUUCUUUGAAAUGUUUACUCAGACAUUAAAUUUGACUAAUGCACAAUCGUAUUGAUAUACACAAGAUAAUUGAUACCUUUAUUUUGUAUUAUUUUUAUUUUAGUGAAGGAUCCAAAUUUCUUUUUAAUUCUAUAAUAAAGUAAAGAGACAUGAAACAUCAAAAUUAUCUAAAAUGUUCACAUUUUUACAUUUUAUUUAAACAUAUGCCACAUGUUGGCGCCAACUGUGGAUUUUUUGUGGAUUGUAAUUUUUUUUUAUUUAACUGUAUACCUCCUUUUAGAAAAUAUGGAAAAAAAUACAUGACCUGCUACCUAUGCUUCUUGCAAACGUCCAUGAAUCAAACCUAAGGAUGCAACACACUGAAACAGUAUUGUUUAAUUUAUAAAGAAGCGAAUAAAAGACUGGGAAAUCAUCUACAAGUGUUUGAAAUAUUUACAGUCAUUUUCCUCUAUAAUGGCUGUGUCAUCUCCUCUUUGGUUUCCUUCUCUAUCUGUUUGAGGGAGUUUACAUUAGAUUUGAAUUAGAAGUGAGCCUGUAUUGAAAAGUGUGCAUUCAUUCUGAAAGUACCCUUUUCUUGACUUCCAUUUUGUCUGACCCAAAUAAACUCGAGAAGAAUCACGGUGUAAUUUAAAGACUUCGUAUGUGAACGUCCCGUCUGCUUUGUAUGUGUAGUCUCAUAUUAUCAUGGCCACUUUAAAUAAACAUAUUUCAUAGAGUAUCAUACUAUGUGUCUGAUGUACGUACUUCUAUUACAUGUAUAUCACAUAGACCUAAUCGGACUAAAAAGCAAGUAAUAUCUGUCUGUGUUCUUCACAUAUCUCGAGAACAGCUCAUCUGAUCUCCUUCACGCUUGGUGGGUGUUUUGCCGGGGACCUCAUUAAGUGCUUUGUCGAAUUCGGUACAAUUUGGACUCGCGCUACAUUGCCAUACUAACUUACAACUUUAGCGUUGGUUUUGUCAAAGCGUGCGACUAAUGCACACCUGUUUGGAAAUAACAUUUGCUUUGUGUAUUACACCGAUGUUUCUGACCUAUAGGUUUGAUUUUCAGAGGUGGAUCUAGUGAUUUGCGGGCCUCAGGCAAACGCUGCCUU
This is a messenger RNA of Anarrhichthys ocellatus (wolf-eel), 3598 nucleotides long. It is a transcript of the gene rhoh, whose product is annotated as ras homolog family member H. The record is from RefSeq and is a predicted model, not a curated record. NCBI's taxonomy places the organism in Eukaryota, Metazoa, Chordata, Actinopteri, Perciformes, Anarhichadidae. Bases 1099 to 1686 code for a protein of 195 amino acids. Gene Ontology annotation, molecular function: GTPase activity; GTP binding. The transcript has 2 exons. Gene Ontology annotation, biological process: small GTPase-mediated signal transduction.